GCUAUCGAAUUUAGCAGUAAGGAGUCUUGCAUAAUGAAGAGUGCACGAAAAAAAGCGAAAGCGGUACCGAAGUUCAUAGGUCGUUUCAAUCCAGCCGAAGCUCAAGCUUUAGGACGGAUAUUUCUUAAAAUAACAGAUUCAGGCCGACUGGACAGGACUCAGUUUCGUGAUAUUUUGCAUUCAACGUUUGACAUGAACGACGAUUCAUUAAUGGACCGCAUAUUUCGUACCUUUGACCACGACUCCGACGGAUAUCUGACUUGCAACGAAUGGCUGACGGGACUUUGGAUAUUUUUAAAAGGAAAUGUCACAGAGCAAACAACAUACUGUUUCCAAGUCUACGACAUUGACGGUGACGGAUACUUGUCAAAAGGAGAUUUGUUUCAGCUAUUGAAAUCCAGUCUACGCCCCGCUAUAGCUAAAGCGAUGCCUUUCGGUCAGAGAGGAGGUAAUGAGCAGACUCCAGCCGACUCACCAAGAACUGCACGAAGUCAUAGGCAAAUCACGCGUGGACAGACAGAAGAGGCAGAUAAAGAAAUUGAUUUGGAUUUAGUCGAUGAAGACAAACCCUCAGGUGGCCCGACCGCAGCAGUUAUGGGAAACAAUGAAGACGACCCGGACGAGGGUCCGAGAGAUCUGAGUGAAAUGGCGUUAGGUCUUUUGGACCGAGACAUGGACGGUCGAGUAUCAUUAGAAGAUUUCCUCCUAUCAGUCCAGAAUGAUUACCUCUUGAUGGAAAUUUUGGGAUCUUGUUUACCAUCAGGCGCCAGGGCUGCAGCUGUUCUGGCCGCGCUGAGUGGCAAUGGAACACUUCCUAUUUCUAUUCCUCCACCUUCUACAUGA
Daphnia magna is the source of this 843-nucleotide messenger RNA. RefSeq names its product EF-hand calcium-binding domain-containing protein 1. Gene Ontology annotation, molecular function: calcium ion binding. Bases 34 to 843 code for a protein of 269 amino acids. The transcript has 5 exons. Lineage: Eukaryota; Metazoa; Arthropoda; Branchiopoda; Diplostraca; Daphniidae. The record is from RefSeq and is a predicted model, not a curated record.